UAUUUGGAACGCCGUAGCAGACAGAAGGACACGGGUGAACAAGCGACGAAGCGUGCGAACGGAGUGGAGCUUAGCGCCCUUUUUUGUUUCAUUUUCCCCCGCUCACAAAAGCAACAUUUUGGCAACAACAUUUCGGCAAAGCAACAAACAAAUCUAAACUAAAACAACGCGAUUCUAAACGCGGGAAUACACUUGGUGUACUCCGUAAUAUUUGUGUUCGUAAACAAUUUUUUUCUGUUCGAUGCGAUCCCCGAUAAACGAUAAACAACGCGAAUUCCAGUGAUCUUUUGGAAAAGAACCCAAACCCAAAGCCAAAGCCAAACUCACCGGUAAAGUGGCGAGAGAGUGAGAGAGAGAUCGGGAGAGAGAGAAUUCUCGCAUUCGCAUUCGCAAAAACAAAAUUCAAAAUUCAAAAUUACCCAGCAUAUUUCGCAUUCGUUUCGUUUCGGUUCCGAUAUUGGUUUCUUCAGUUCGUAUUAUUUAUCGAGUCUGCUGUUUUGUGUUUCUUCGCCGAGCCCAGAGAGCGGAGAGAGCGACGGAGAGCGGAGCGAAGCAGCAGCAGCAGCAGGAGAAGCAGUCCAAGUCCAACGAAGAAGUGCCCAAGGCGAGGCGCAGAUAAUACAAAUACAAAAAUUAACAACUAAAAACAACAAGUAAAUUAAAAACAAAACAAAACGAACGGCUCCAGAAAAAGAGCCAACGAAAAAGGGAGAGAGAGGGAGAGAGAGGAGGAGGAGGAGCAGCAGAUGAUGCGCCGCUAAUCCCGGAGAGAGCGCGAGAAAUGAGAAGAGGAGCACCGACAUAUGUAGCGGUCCAUGACGAGCAUUAAGACCGAGAUGCCGCCCCUGCACGCGGCAGAGGCGCUCGCCGUUAGCAGCGACGGCGGAGGGGGAGGAGGAGGAGGAGGAGGAUCAGCAGGGGGAGGAUCAGGAGGCGGAACCGGAGGCAGUGCGCCCGCCACGCCCAAUGCCACAAUCAGUGCCGCCGCCGACUCCAGUGAUAACCAGCCCGGCACGCCGCAGCCCCCGCAACAGCAGCAGUUGCAACAGCCACAGGCGCAACAGCAGCAGCAGCAACCCAUGGGCACCGAUCCCCAGGUGACGGGCAUCACCCACCAGCCGUACGCCACCCAUCACAUGUACUCCGCAGCCGGCGGACAGCAGCAGCCGCCGCAGCAGCAGCAGCAGCAGCAGCAGAUCUACGGCGGCCUCUACGGCGGGGAGAUGCAACAGCAGCAGCAGCAGCAGCAGCAGGGCUACGCCAGCAGCUACAUCAACAGCUACGAGCAGUUCUACCAGCAGCAACAGCAGCAGCAGCAGGGCAGCGACUACGCCUUCGGGGUGGACUACGCCAAGAGUGCGGGAGUGCGCUAUCAUCCCUACCUGCAGACGCCCACCUCCCUGGGAGGCCUGCCUCCAGGAGGAAGUGCCCAGCAGCAGCAGCAGGAGGAGGCUGUGCCCAGUGCCGUGAGCACCACCACCGCGGUGGCCAUGAGUCCGCGCGUGGUCAGCAGCAGCAGUCCCACGUCGACGUCCUCGCACUUGCAGCUCGGUGGCAGCGCCAGUGGCCAGACGCCCGGUUCCCCGGGCGGAGGAGGAGCCUCCGGCAGCGGCGGCUGCAAGCUGCAGUGCAAAAAGUGCGGCAUCCUCACCACCAACGAGUCGGAGCUGCAGGAGCACAUAGCCAAUGUGCACGGAGAGUCGCCGUACGGGAGCAGCGGCUACGCCAGUUCGCCGUACAUCAAGGAGGAGAUGCCCACGCCGCAGCCACCGGCAUCUGCUAAUCCCGGCGAGCUGCUCGAUUUGGACUCCCAAAAGAUGGUCUACCACCAGCAGUUGCUCCAGCAGCAGCAGCAGCAACAGCAGCAGCAGCACGAGGCGGUCGCCGGCCUGCCGCUGGGCGCUCUCCCCGAUCCGCUGCACUCGAUGCAGUCCAUGCAGCAGCGGGCGCUCCACAGCUGGGAGCACCAGCCGCAGGUGGCCUCCGUGGAGGGUUUGCCGCCCUACAUGCAGCAGGGAUUGGGCGUGGGCCUCGGCGUAGACAAGUCGCCCUACUAUUCGCCCAAGCAGUCGCCCUACCACCAGUCGGCCGGCGUUGGCGGAGCCACGCUGAUCAAGCAGGAGUACGGCGGCCAUGGACUCAUCAAGUCCGAGUAUCCCGAUUCGCAGCACUAUGUGGACAAGUCGUUUGAUCCCACAGCAGGAGGAGGAGGAGCAGGAGGAUCGGAGUUAUGCGCCAGUGUGGCCACCAGUCCGGCGGAGUUUCCCAGCACCACCACCGGCGGUCCGGGGCAGGAAAGCGGGGCGGGAGCUGCUCCCGGCAACGGCUACCGCGGCUUCGAGCCGCCCAGCUCCAGUUCGGUGCUGCCGGCCAACAGCCUGACCGCCAAGGCGGCCACCUGGAAGUCGAACGAGGCGCGCCGCCCGAAGACCUACAACUGCACGGCGUGCAACAAGUGGUUCACCAGCUCGGGCCACCUCAAGCGGCACUACAACACGACGCUGCACAAGAAUGCGGUGAAGUCGAGCGGCCAGCCGGAUCCGGCGACGCUGCCCAUUUCGGCGCACCAUCAUCCCGCCCGCGAUCCGGUGACGAAGCCCAGUCGCCGGGGCACUGCCGCUGCUGCCGCCGCCGCUGCCGCAGCAGCAGCUGCCGCUUCAGCCGGUCAACAACAGCCGCCGGUAGCACCGCCGCCGCCGGCCAAUGUGCCGCCGCCGGAGCCGCCCAGAAGUCCGCCCGAUUAUGGCGGCGGAGGAGGAGGAGGAGGUCAUGUCGCUGCCAUGUCCCAGUACUCGGCCUCGCCAUCGCCCACCCAGCAGCAGCAGCAGCACCACCUCAACCACCACCAUCAGCAGCAGCAGCAGGCGAAUGGCUAUGCUAAUGGCACCGCCAAUGGCUACGGCUACAUGCAGCAACAAGUGCAAUCCACGACAAACGCUUCACCACAGCACGCUUCCAACAACCAACAGCAGCAGCAACAGCAGCAGCACCACCAGCAGCAGCAGCAACAGAUGCCGCAGCAGCACCACAACUCCGUUUUGAACGGUCACCCAAACGGGCUAGCAGGUCCCUCCGCCCCACACAACAACAACAACACCACCCAAAUGCCGUCCUCCCAAAUGAGGGGCCUGCUGAACGAAACAACAACCACGCCGCCACCACCAACAACAACCCGAGCACCACCAACCACAGCAACAGCAACGGCAACGGCAACAACGGCGGCCACCACGGUAGCUACAAAGAGCGAGCAAGUGGAGGACAGCAAUCACAACAACCAGGACAACAGGAGCCACAGCAACAGCAGCAGCAGCUCAAUGGCCACGGAGGAGGCGGAGGAGCAGGAGGAAGAUCACCUGCAGCAGCAGCAGCAGCAGCAUCAUCCGCAGUAUCUUCUAACAUCGCGCCACUAUCACAGCAGCACACCCAACAGCAACAGCAGCAGCAGCAGCAGCAACACCAAUCCCAACUCACCCCAUACUAUCUACCGGCAGGAGCCGCUGGAAACGCAGGAUUUCUCGCAGCCCACCACCCCUCCGCCGCCGCAGCCGCUGCCGCCUAUGGGAAUGCUGCCGCCUAUGGCAAUGGACUACAACAUGCUGGCUUUGGAUAUGCCCAUGCCCAUGCCCAUGCCCACGCUCAUGCACAGCAGUAUGCUGCAGUGCAGCAGCACCAGCACCACGCCGCUAGCUACUACCAUCACCACCAGUAUGCCGGCCACUAUGCAGCCGCCGCAGCAGCAGCUGGUGCACCACCACUACCACCAGGCGGUGCUCCACCAGCAGCAGCAGCUGGAGCAGCAGCACCAGGAGGAGGAGCAGCAGCAGCAGCGGGAGCUUCUCCAACUGGAUCAGCAGCAUCAUCAGCAGCAGCAGCAGGCGCUAAUCCUGGCGGACAGUUUGCCCCACAGCAGCAGUUCGCCCACCAGCAGCUCCCCGCCGCCGCCGCCGCCCAUAGCCAUGCCCAUGCCGCUCACCACCAUCACAGCGCCGCCGCAGCUGCUGCCGCUGCAGCCGCCGCCGCCGCCGCACAUCACCAGCACCAUGCCCAUGCCGCCCACCAUGCACAUGCCCAUCAUGCCGCCGCCGCCGCAAUGCUACCAGCAGCUGCAGCCGCUGGACCCCACAAUGAGCUAUCACACUAUUAUUGGUAGUAACUCAGCUUCGGAGGGGGGAGGGGGAACAGGGAGCUAUGCCAGCGAUGGCCAGAUCCUGCAGCUAAUGCCCGCCUCCCUGUUCGCCCCCUAUGCGCCCAUCUCGCCGUACUCGGUGGCCGCCCAGCGAUCGCCGCAGGAGGGCGACCUGCCGCCCGUGCACACGCUCACCACCGCCCUGCACGCCCAUCAGCAGGGCGGCCAGCAGGAGGCGCAGACGCCGACGCUGACGGUGCUCUCCACGCCCUACUCGCCCACGGUGAGCAGCUCGCGGGCCACUCCCGCUUUGGAGAUGGACAUGGUGAUGAUGCAGCAGCAGCAGCAGGAGAGCUACGAGAUGGAGCAGUACCACCAGCUGCAGCACCACCAACUGGAGCAACUGCAGCAGCAGCAGCAGCAAAUGAUGGAGCAGCAGCAACAGCAGCAGCAGCAAAUGAUGGCAGAUCAAUCCCAGAUGCAGCUACAAUCCCAGCAGCCAUCGAGCAAGAAGCGACGUGGCGCCGCCGCCGCCGCCACUCCCUCGACGACGAAGCGACGGCGGAACAGCAGCGUGGGCUCAACGUCGCCGCAUUCCACUACCCUGCCAUCGGGACGCAUCAAGUGUCUGGAGUGCGACAAGGAGUUCACCAAGAACUGCUACCUCACGCAGCACAACAAGAGCUUCCACUCCGGUGAGUACCCGUUCCGCUGCCAGAAGUGCGGCAAGCGCUUCCAGAGCGAGGAGGUCUACACGACGCAUUUGGGGCGCCACCGCACCCAGGACAAGCCGCACAAGUGCGAGCUGUGCCCCAAGCAGUUCCACCACAAGACCGAUCUGCGCCGCCACGUGGAGGCCAUUCACACGGGGCUGAAGCAGCAUAUGUGCGACAUUUGCGAGAAGGGCUUCUGUCGCAAGGAUCAUCUGCGCAAGCAUCUCGAGACGCACAAUCGUCCGCGGGUGGUGGGCAAGAAGUCAGCCGCGGCAGCAGCGGCAGCAGCAGCAGCGGCGGCCAAUGCCUCGGCGGUCCCAGCUGUCGGCUCCAUCAAGGCGGCCUUUGCAGCUCCUGCUCUUGCUCUUGCUCCUACCGCCAACCAGAUGGUCGUCAAUCCGGGCCUAAUCCCCGCCAGCAGCCUCAGUCUGAAGCGGCCCAUUGACGAUGUGGCCGCCGACGAUGACAGCCUGCUGGAGGAGGACGAGGACGAGAUGGAGAUGGAGAUGCUGGAGGAGGAGGAGGAGGAGGAGGAGGAGCUCAGCGAUCACCACCUGAUGAUCAAGAGCGAGUUCGCGGAGGAGGAGUUUCAGAUGAUCGAGAAGAGCAUAGAGUUGUACUGAGACGCCGGAAGAAUCGAGGUUUUGAAAUGCUCCUGGGCUUUGAGCUUCGCGGAGGGCAACUGAGCGCGGCUUGGGCUGCCCAAGCAGUUCGAGCGGCUCUGCAGUUGAGUUUUUUGGGGAGUUCUAUUAGGAAAACACACUUUAUUGCCUGGCAAGCAAUAAUUCGAUGUUUUUGCUUAUUUUUUGCCGUUUGGGUAAACACGAAAGUACUUGGAAUUGAACGCAAAGCCGCAGCAUUUCAAUAACUUAGAGUCUGGAUCCCCGAAAUCCCCGAAAAUCCAUAUCCAUUCCUGUAACUUGUAUUGAGUUUGCCAUGUGAAACGAUUGAAAAAAAGACAGAAAGACAGAAGACAGAAUUCCUAAUUGUUGUAGCAGCAAAUUAUUUUAUUUAAUUUUAUUUGUACCUAUGUUAAAACUGUAUUAUUAUUAUUUGUACCAUUACGAUCCCUAUUUGUAAAGCCUUAUUUGUACGUGUAAACCAUCAAGUAUACCUCAGCAACAGCAGUCCACGAAAACGCUUAAAAUCAGGGCGCCUAUACAUACAUUAUAUUAUUAUAUUAGAUAUUUAUACAUAUUCCACACACCACCCUAUAUGUAAACACUAGUUUUAGCACUCUUUUUUUUGUCGUACUCUAAUUUGUAGCUUGUUUAAUUAUUAUUUGAUUAUUUGACUAUUUGAUUAUUAAUUAUGUUUUGUAAUCGAGAGAAAGAACCACAAACGAAUGCCAUAUACACGAUAUGUAAACUAAAAAUCAGCAACUAUAUGC
Drosophila takahashii is the source of this 6229-nucleotide messenger RNA. RefSeq names its product zinc finger protein zelda (gene zld). Gene Ontology annotation, cellular component: chromosome. Gene Ontology annotation, biological process: regulation of transcription by RNA polymerase II. NCBI's taxonomy places the organism in Eukaryota, Metazoa, Arthropoda, Insecta, Diptera, Drosophilidae. The record is from RefSeq and is a predicted model, not a curated record. Gene Ontology annotation, molecular function: chromatin insulator sequence binding.